Messenger RNA from Necator americanus (New World hookworm), 1194 nucleotides. RefSeq lists its product as uncharacterized. Lineage: Eukaryota; Metazoa; Nematoda; Chromadorea; Rhabditida; Ancylostomatidae. The coding region runs from base 1 to 1194 and encodes 397 amino acids. The record is from RefSeq and is a predicted model, not a curated record. Gene Ontology annotation, cellular component: nucleus. The transcript has 8 exons. Gene Ontology annotation, molecular function: sequence-specific double-stranded DNA binding; DNA-binding transcription factor activity, RNA polymerase II-specific. Gene Ontology annotation, biological process: spinal cord motor neuron cell fate specification; neuron projection morphogenesis; regulation of DNA-templated transcription.
AUGCAGGUAGAUAGAAAAUGGGGCGGAUGUGGCGCACUCGCUACACGCUAUGUGCCUUUGAGGCCAUACGACGACAUCGUACUCAACAAAGGAGUACGCCGGCAAAAAAUCCCAAGAAUCUAUCCACUGGUAGCCAUUCCAAGUGCAAAUCUUCCGCAUGGAACUCAUCCACCCCUCCAUUUCGAUGAAAAAUUCGUAACACUGAGAAACGGCUAUUUGUCCACAACUCCACGAUGGCAGGUGGUACGAGUUUGUUGUUCGGAUUUACACAACAACAACGAAUCCGCGAAGAAAAUGAACGAAGCACAAAAGAUUUGUCCUGAUGACACCAAAUCCGGAAUCCGGGUAUUUAUGGAAAUUGGCGUGUCACCAGCUACAAAGGAACCUCGUCAAAGUCGAAAAAAAUUGUCACGUGUACCGCAAAGAAAACAUCAAUCAUCUAAUGACACACAACCGAUGACACGAAUUCCCGAAGAAGAGGAGCCAGUUUUUUGUGCGAUUCCGAAACAUGCACCAGUACCUUAUCACCCAACUCCAUGGAUUGAUACUUUUGGACUCGGAGAAGAUGAUCACAUCAAACCAGCGACAAAUGCAGCACCCAGUUCCUAUGUUCAUCCGGGUGACCGCGACGCAUCCGCGGCAAUCCACGCGCUUUUCGAUGACAACGAAAAGGAAGUUCGCUACGAUCUAUCAAAAAAAACAUCAACAUCACAACCGCAUUGUCCAGAAUCAUUUCCCACGACACCUCAUGUUAUCCAAGCAUGCCAUCCAUUAAUGACACAAACCACCACAACGAAACUGGAAUCAAUCGUAACCCAUACGCCAUCGACGGCAACAGCCUCAUCACUAUUUGCCAUUCCGCCAAACUUUUCACUCGAUCGCUUACAGUACCCUGUCCUUGCACCAUCAAUGCCGUUACUUUGUGAUCAGCUGGCUCUAACACUGGGAGCAUGGCAAACAUGGGGAAAAAUGCGUCGACCACGUACAGCUUUCACAAGCGAGCAAUUAAUCGAAUUGGAGCGUCAGUUUGGUGAGAACAAGUAUCUCAGCCGACCAAGACGAUAUCAGCUCGCUCAGGAGCUAUGCCUCACUGAGACUCAGGUAAAAAUUUGGUUUCAAAAUCGUCGUAUGAAAAACAAACGAUGCCAAAUUCCUGGUACCAAUCCACAAAUGUCGGAGACGUCGAAUGUUUAG